Candoia aspera is the source of this 3962-nucleotide messenger RNA. RefSeq names its product sorting nexin 19 (gene SNX19). Gene Ontology annotation, cellular component: intracellular membrane-bounded organelle. Gene Ontology annotation, molecular function: phosphatidylinositol binding. The transcript is spliced from 11 exons. Lineage: Eukaryota; Metazoa; Chordata; Lepidosauria; Squamata; Candoiidae. The record is from RefSeq and is a predicted model, not a curated record. Bases 100 to 3048 code for a protein of 982 amino acids.
UGCAUCCCUAACCAUGAAUGCAAAAUCCACCUGUGGGGAGCAAUAAAAAGGUUUUUUUUUAAAAAAAAAAUAGAGCAUAAUUAGGGUUAAUGACAGAAGAUGCUAAGGAUCCGAGAACAAGGUGUAGGGCUGGGCGAUAUAUUGGGGAGUAGAAAGCUGAUAGGCUUAGGGGCUGUGCUGGGCUGGUUGCUGGUUGUCCACUUACUGGUCAAUGUGUGGUUGCUCUGCAUCCUUUCAGGGUUGUUGGCCUUACUGGGUGGAUGGUUGGGUUCCCAAGUUGUGGUGGGCACCAACCACAAAAUUCACUUGGAGAGGUUUCUUCCCCUCCAAGGCUGCCCUCCAAAUCCUCAUGCAAACAGGCAGCUGGAUGAGGAGAUCAGGAAUAUUAUCCAAAAGAUCAUUCAGGAUUUUGUAUCUUCCUGGUACCGGGCUGUCAGCCAUGAGCAGAACUUUGAGAAGGAGGUUGAAAAAGCAAUGAUGGGGUUGGCUUCGGAGCUGAAAAGGAGGAUGCUUCUGGUGGACAAGAAGGCUUUGACCCAAAAGGUGCUCCUCCUUGCAGGUUGCCACCUGCAGGCCUACAAGAAGGUCCAGGAAAAAUGGAAGGAAGCAGAAAACCUUGGAGACUCUGCUGAGAAGGCCAGUGGGCUGUGGCAAGCAUACUGUGAAUUCUCAGCACCUCAUUUGGCUGUUCAAAGCCCUGCACAUCAGGUGGAGUAUGCCCGGCGCAUAGUGGACUUGCUGCUGCGUGUCUUGGUGCCUGAACCCCACCUGGAAAGCAGGACUGGACGCUUUGUGGUGGUGGAGCUUGUGACUUGCAAUGUGCUGAUGCCUGUGAUUAACAAACUGGCAGACCCUGACUGGCUCAACCUGCUGUUGAUUGACCUCUUCUCCAGGAAGGCCACCAGAGCAAGAGAGAUGGUGGAGACCUCCCCAGAAGUAUUGCCCCUUUCCCCAAACCAGCCCAUGGUGCCCAAUUUAUUGCCCCCAGUCCUUCAGCCAGAAAUGGCUACCGAGGGCAAUAAGGACCUACCAAGGGAUUCUGAGCCUCUCAACAGGAAUGCAGUAGAUAGUUUGGAGGACUUCUUGGUAGAGGCAAAGGAACCAGUUGACAGAGAGCUGAACACUCCCAUGAAUGAGAAAGAUGAUAGCAUUACUGCACCCCUUCUUCACCCUUAUACCCUUGGGUCCUUCUUCCCCAGUGGAGACUCAGAAGUUGAGUCCCCUAUGUCUGACAUUGGAAAAGACUUUGGCUCCCUGAUUGUUGUGUCUGCUGAGGAACUCUUCACUAGUUCCCUUCUUGAUUUGGAAGGGCCUGAUGGUGUGGACCAAGAGGACAGUUUGGGAGAGAAAGUCAGGUGUGUAGAGGAUAUUGCUGAGGGUUUCACAUCUGAAGCCAGCCUCCAGGCUGCCUCCCUUAGUCCAUGUCCUGACAUCCAGGUAGAGCCAGUUGCUGAAGAAACCUUAGUUUCCUUGACUGCUCUUUUGGAGGAUCCAGAAAAGACCUUCUUGAGACGGCCAUCCUACUUGGUGAAAGAAUUGGUGCCCCCUGAAAGCCUGGCACACAGCUCUUCAGAUCUAGCCCAGUUGCCAAGUCUGCUUUCUUCCUCCCCCACUGCCCCUAUGGGCACCUUCAGCUUUGAGCCACUCAGCAGCCCUGAUGGCCCUGUCAUCAUCCAAAACCUGCGUAUCACUGGAACAAUCACUGCUCGAGAGCACAGCGGAACAGGAUUCCAUCCUUACACCUUGUACACUGUGAAGUAUGAGACAACUUUGGACAGUGAGAACACAAACAGCCUCCAGCAAGUGGCCUACCAUACGGUGAACAGAAGAUACCGCGAGUUCUUGAACCUACAGACCAGGCUGGAGGAGAAACCAGAUCUACGGAAGUUCAUAAAAAACAUAAAAGGUCCCAAAAAACUGUUUCCGGAUCUUCCAUUUGGUAACAUGGAUACAGAGAAAGUUGAAGCCAGAAAAAGUCUUUUGGAAUCAUUCUUGAAGCAACUGUGUGCAGUUCCUGAGAUUGCCAAUAGUGAAGAAAUGCAGGAAUUCCUCGCCUUGAACACAGAUGCCAGGAUUGCCUUUGUCAAAAAACCAUUUGUGGUCUCCAGGAUUGAUAAGAUUGUAAUGAAUGCCAUUGUGGAUACAUUAAAAACGGCAUUUCCGCGAUCUGAACCACAGAGCCCUACCGAAGAACUCAGUGAGGCAGAAGUGGAUGGAAAGCAGCAGACAGAUGGAAAGAAAGCCAAUAAGCCUAAGCUGAAAUUCACAUCCGGUAAAAUUCUGAAUGUGGCCGGAACACAGGAGAAGAUCGUAUAUUCUUUCAAGGAAGGCACGAACGUCUCCGAAUUCCUGUCCCUGGCAAGGAUGGAGUCCUUCAUUCAGAACCAGGAGAGGUUGCUGGAGACCAUGUCCAGUGAAGGUCCAGAGAGAGAGGGAGGUGAAGAACAUCCCUCAGAUUUGGACCCAAAGCCCAUAGAGCUGCUGCAGCAAACAGCAGAGGAAGACGCAAAUUCUGGAUCAGAGACUUUGCUGGCAGAUGUUGUUCUGGACCUUCUUUGUCUGAUCAUGGUAGACCAUUGGAGUUGGCUGUGGUCAGAGAAUAUGCAGAAGAUCCUACAUCUGCUCUUUGGGACAUUAAUCCAAAGGUGGGUGGAAGUCCAGGUGGACAACUUGACCUGCACCCAGCACUGGGUGCAAUAUCUUCGGCUGCUCCAGGAAUCCAUUUGGCCUGGUGGGGUCUUGCCCGGUGUGCCCAAACCACUCAGGACAGAGGAGCAGAAGGCCGCAACUAAGAAACAGGCCAUGCAGAUUCUAAUGGGAAUACUACCUGAGGCACUCCAAGAAUUCCUAGGUACCAGUAAAUGUCAACAGAGCUGGAGCCUGGUCCUGGAAUCUGUGCAGCAUCCAACCAUCAACAGGCACAUGGUUUACUGCCUCACAGACAUCCUGUUGGAAUUUUUGAUCCCUGAUUCCCCAAUGGAGGCAGCCACUCCACUAAUGACUCCAGACUAUGGAGCAGCUGAAAGAGCUGGUACCUCAACACGCUAAUUCAUACUGGGAAUGCAAAGAGAACCCGUAGGCGUGAUCUCAGAUGAUGCAUUGCCAUUGGACUGAUCCUGGACCUGUUGAAGAAGGACCAAUAAAUGGGACUUGGCAGAGACCAGUGACUCUACCAUGAAUGUUCCAGAGCUGUUUAACUGCACCAUAAAAUAGUAUCAGUUCCAUAACCUGGAGGAAUUGCAAAGCAGUUCUGAAUAAGAAAAAAUAACCUCUUCUUGUAAAGGUGAAUAAUCUGGAGAAUAGGAUAUGACUUUAUCUACAUUCCUGGAUGGAUGUCAUUUUACUUUCUGCGUGUUUUUUUUUAAUUUACAGGAAGUUUUGGUGCCCCCAAUGUUAUUUGUAUUUAUAUGUACAUUCCAUGGUAUGACUUCUCUUUGUUCUUUCUUCCCAACAAAACGGUUGCAAUGAGCAGCAAACAGCAAUCAAUCCCUUUUUUUUCUUUUUUUCUUUUGUGUAUCAUGUAUUUGUCCUUGAGACUUGUGUCUCUGAAAGCUCAGAAUUACCAUGUGAAAGUUUGAUUUCUUUCCAGAAUUGAUGGAAUUGGCUCGAGUCACUUGUGUCUGGAGAGAAAAUAGAACCCAACUCAAUCAAUUUGUAGCUCACCAACUGGCUUUGAACAAGAAUAUUGGCAUUUUUUAAAUCAUCUAUGAUGCUAUUACUCAGUUAAUUGGGAUGGUUUGCUUUCUUUGAUGAUGGACUGCUGCAAAUGUCAAACCAGGUUGGAUGAGUCUGGAUUAGUCAUAUAUAGAUGCAUCCAAUCCAGUGUGGAAGAAGUGUCCAUGGAUUGUUAAGUGUGGAGUGCUUCCUGUUGUCUUUAUUUGUCAUCCUAGAUUCAAGUGUGUUUGCAGUGGAGAGAUUCCCUGAAUUGAAUACAUGUCAACAUUAAAGUUGGUGUUUGUCUA